This is a messenger RNA of Cladophialophora psammophila CBS 110553, 579 nucleotides long. RefSeq lists its product as uncharacterized. Lineage: Eukaryota; Fungi; Ascomycota; Eurotiomycetes; Chaetothyriales; Herpotrichiellaceae. The transcript is spliced from 3 exons. The coding region runs from base 1 to 579 and encodes 192 amino acids. The record is from RefSeq and is a predicted model, not a curated record.
AUGGAGGCAUCAAAGAUACUCGGUCGACAAAUUGGUGACGGGACUGUUGGCAAUAACAACACCACCGGCGACGAGGUUGACAAUGGGUAUUGGUGGUAUUCUCCUACAGCCGACGCCAUCAAAUGGGCCGUGGUUGCCGCGAUACUCUUGGCCUUCUCCCUCUACUUCCUCGCAGGACACCUACAUGCUAGACGGAGGAUGCAAAAGGGCUUGCCGCCUCUGGCUUAUCAUCGAUGGCUCGUCUCCCGCCGUCAAAAGGCCGCCUUCUUGCAACAACACCCCCAGUAUGCAAAUCAGUUCGCCUUCUACCGGGCACAGCAAGAGCGUGUUGGUCCGUAUGGCAGCUAUUCAUAUGCUCCCGGAUCUGGACAGGCAUAUCAGAUGGGUGGGAUGUACGGGCCACCACCGCCUGCAUAUCACGAACCAGAAUACGUUCCAGCAUACACCCCUCCGCAAAAAAAUGGUCCUAAUAAAGUCGACCCGGAUCAACGCUACAACCCUCCGAGUGGACCUCCUCCAGCUCGUGCCAGUGCAGCGGCGGAGCCGACUCAACCUGAACCAGCAAGAGUCGCACCUUAA